Messenger RNA from Colletotrichum phormii, 2009 nucleotides. Its product is annotated as major facilitator superfamily transporter. Gene Ontology annotation, molecular function: pantothenate transmembrane transporter activity. NCBI's taxonomy places the organism in Eukaryota, Fungi, Ascomycota, Sordariomycetes, Glomerellales, Glomerellaceae. Bases 241 to 1755 code for a protein of 504 amino acids. The transcript has 10 exons. Gene Ontology annotation, cellular component: plasma membrane. Gene Ontology annotation, biological process: pantothenate import across plasma membrane. The record is from RefSeq and is a predicted model, not a curated record.
AUUGACGAUUCAUCGCCAACGUCGUGUGCUCCAAAUAGACAAACCCUUGUCACGCACGCCCUUGUAUUGUGCAGCAGAAAAUUUGAGGUCUACGGAUGAAUGACACGAUAUUACAGAAAGAACUCUAAAAAUUCUUUAUAGGAUCGUUUAUUUCACUCAAUAGUCGUGAGAUCAAUUGUUCUCGUUGCAUCUUGGACAGCAUCAGGAAGGACCUUAUGUGGCCAGCGAUUGACGGAAAACAUGUCGACUGAAAACCGAUCAACCGGCAAGAAGGUCAAGGCCUUCUUCCUUGGCAAUGAGGCAACUUCAAAAGAAGAAAGACGUCUUGUGCAGAAAAUAGACUUCUUCAUCUUGACGUACUGCUGCCUCAGUUACUUCUUCAACUAUCUGGACCGUGCUGCUUUUGCCAAUGCUUAUGUUGCUGGCCUCCGCGAGGCCUUGCACAUGAAGGGCCAUGAUUACAACACAGUCUUAUCUGUGACUACUGCUGGUAUGGUGGUCGGACAGAUUCCCCAUGGCAUCGUCAUUGGUCUCCAAAUCGUCCGGCCGCGAAUUUGGCUGCCGUCAAUGUGCUGUCUCUGGGCAUUCCUGACUAUGGCUAGUGCGGGUGUCAAAAACACCGCUCAGCUCUGCGUUAUUCGAUUCUUCCUUGGUCUGGUGGAGGCUAGCACCUACUCCGGGGCCAUUUACAUCAUGGGCUCCUGGUACAAGCCCGAGGAAAUCUCGAAGCGCACAGCCAUCUUCACUGCAUCGGGUCAAGUAGGCACGAUGUUUGCCGGCGUCAUGAUGGCUGCUAUCUACAAGGGACUAGGCGGCCUUGCUGGUCUUGGUGGAUGGCAGUGGGUCUUCAUCAUUGAUGGCAUCAUCACGCUUCCCAUCGCCAUCUUCGGUUUCUUCUACUUCCCUGAUAUCCCUGAGAACACCAGCGCUCGGUAUCUCAGUGAUUCUGAGAAGAAGAUUGCUGUUGGACGUUUGCCCCCGGUCAUUAAGGGGUCACACGGAGUCAAUCCGUUCUCUCUGUUGAAGCGUCUAGCACUUAUGCCCACGUUCUGGGUUUUGGUGCUGUGGUCUCCCAUUUGCGCGACCCUCGAGGCCUGGGUUGUCCAGGGCAACUUCAUCCUCUGGCUUAAAUAUCAUGCUGAAUCAUUCAUCCAGAGUCAAAUCAACACCUACCCUUUGGGCGUUCAAGCUGUCGGUAUCGUAACCAACAUCAUGGCAGCAUGGCACAUGGACGCGACCGGAACCCGAGUACCCAUGGUCGUGCUGGUUUGUCUGAUCCAGAUCGUGUGCGCCGCGAUGCUUCUUGUUCCGAACCUACCUUACGCCGGUACUAUGUUCGCCUUCUACGCAUCGGGUUCGUCGUACAUGGUCAACCCGUUGAUCUUCGGCUGGGCCAGCAUCAUCCUUCAACGUAGCGGCGACGAGGCAGUACGUAGCGUCACAGUGUACGCUAUGAACAUUGGCGCGACGACGCUUUACACCUUCUGGGGAAUCGUCUUCUAUGCGGCCGAUGAAGCCCCGUAUUGGAAGAAGGGUGCGAUUGUAAUGAUUGUGUGCAGUUGCAUCGUCCUCUGCUUUAUGGGACUCGUCAUCAGGAUUGACAGACAAUCACUCGCAAGGUACGGCUCAAUGACGGUUCAGGACUUUGAGCGGGCCGCUGCGGCUCGGGAGACGCAGACGCCGCCUGAUGGCGAGAGAUCUGAUGAGAAUGAGGAUCAGAAGAACACAGUUUCGGAGAAAGUAACGCCAAUCUGAGUUUUAAGAUGAUUUGGCGAUUCAUGUCCUGGCCUUCUCAGUACAGAUCAUCAAACUCAACUGGGUGUUAUUUAACCAAAUGAAGCAUUCAAUACUUUAAGUAUCUUUUUCGGCUGCUGUAUAAUACAUGUACUAUUGAGACGUUCAGACUCCUCAUGCCCAUACCUUUCUGAACUUGUCUUCGAACACCUGCUGUAGGAUCUUGAAAAUCAUGAGAACUUUAAUAAGACCCUCACCGCCUCCCUUUUCCUGGC